Molecule: messenger RNA, 1448 nt
Organism: Tarenaya hassleriana
Lineage: Eukaryota; Viridiplantae; Streptophyta; Magnoliopsida; Brassicales; Cleomaceae
Exons: 1
Coding region: 226-1278 (350 amino acids)
Source: RefSeq, a predicted model, not a curated record
GCUCGUCUUCCUCUAUAUCCUCGCUUUCUUCGCCUCUUCACUCCCACGUUUUCCAAAGGAACCCAAACUCUCACACACAUUCCCUCUCUCUCUCUCGUCCAUGGGAUUCAGUUAAACUUCGAACUUUUUCUCUGGGAUUGAGAUACUUGGAUUCGUGUUCAUGAAUUCCAACGACAUCCUUACCAGAAUCGAGGUUUUCUCGUCCUUGUCGGGAUAAAACCCAGAAUGGGGAUUUUGUGUCGGUUGGCUCUGUUGAUUUCUGGGUGUCCUGUUCUGCAACUGCACAGCAGGUUCCUUCAGAACCUUGGUUGCUCGUUGGUGAUGGAGUUCGAUCCGUUCAUGAAGCUUCUGAAUCAGACCGAUGGUUUCGGGUGUGGGUUUCUCUUCUUCGGUUGUUUCUCUCAGGUUUUCAACCUGUUCUUUAUUUCUUUCCUGUUUCUUUUGGGGCUAAAAUUCUUGAACUUCAAGGGUGCUUCUUCUGCUGCGCACUAUCUGAGUAAUGUUAGAGAGAAAAAUGGGAACUUUGAUGCCUUCGAUCGGAAAGAUCCGGAUUGCAAUGACGGGUUUGUUAAAAAUCCUCGUAAUGUUGAUGGGUUUGAUCGGAAAGGUAUGAUUUCUCUCUGGAAAAUCGAUGCUGCUGCUAAAUCGGGUAGGAAGAAAAAGUUCUCAACCCGGUUUUGUUCCGAAUGUGAGUUACAUGAUGGGUUUGGUCGGAAGAAGAACAUGACUGGCGAAGAAAGAAACAGAGGCGUUUCAGCUCUACCAGAGACAGAGAUCGAUGAAAACGACGACGUUGCAAGAGAAAAGGAUAAUGAAGAAGGGUUUCCCAGUGAUGAAGACGAAGUAGUCGACGUUAUCACUCUCAGAAAAAUGGUGAAGAGAGAGAGGAAUCGAGGGGAUUCUCUCUACACAGAGCUGGAGAAAGAGAGAGUGGCGGCUGCAUCAGCAGCAGAAGAAGCCAUGGCUAUGCUUCUCAGACUGCAGAGCGAGAAGAGCUCGGUGGAGAUGGAGGCGAAACAGUACAAGAGAAUUGCGGAGCAGAAGCAAAUUUACGAUCAGGAAGUGAUACAAGGGUUGCAAUGGAUGGUGACGAAGCACGAGGAAGCGAGGGAUGCGCUCGAAGAUAAGCUGAGGCUGUGUGUACAAAAGCUGAAAAUGCAUUCGAAUGGUGACGGUGAAACCGACUUUGAUGGAUUCUUGGAAAGCUCCAUGGAUGGCGGAAGGGAUCAGAGGAACAUCAUCGUGGGUUCACCAGAAAUAGAAUCCGAGGGCUUCUGAGGUUGUAUGAAAGCUGGAAACUGUGAUAGAGUUCUUAGGGGGUUGAACUCAAAUUCAGUCAUGUAAAUUAGCAGCAGUAGAUGUAUCUUGAAGUUCAUGGAUAUGCAAUAAAUUUUCAUCAGUGGAUUCACCUGAAAGGAAGGUGAAAACUUCUGAAAGCUUUUUGUUAA